Molecule: messenger RNA, 4199 nt
Organism: Gekko japonicus
Lineage: Eukaryota; Metazoa; Chordata; Lepidosauria; Squamata; Gekkonidae
Gene: CPEB4
Product: cytoplasmic polyadenylation element binding protein 4
Exons: 9
Coding region: 1295-3409 (704 amino acids)
Biological process (GO): negative regulation of cytoplasmic translation
Cellular component (GO): cytoplasm; synapse; neuron projection
Molecular function (GO): ribosome binding; mRNA 3'-UTR binding; translation factor activity, RNA binding
Source: RefSeq, a predicted model, not a curated record
UUGUCAUUUCGAUCGGAGGCUCGGUCCUGUGGAGACGGCGGCGGCUGAGGCGGCCGGGCCGAAGUGGUGAACUGAUAGUACAGCCCAACGCCUCGCGACUUAAUAGGAGCCUCCCUCCUCCCGCCCGAUAAACGUUUGUUUUACAUGAGGGGCAAAGAACGACGCCGGGAGGAGCCGAGGCGGAGGAGAAGAAGCAGCAGCAGCAGCACCACAAACAGCCCCGGAGCUUCGGCAGCAGAACCCCUGGGAGCCGCUACCACCAUCUCCUCUUCCUUCUUCUCCUCAGGAGCCAGGCUCGAUACCGCCCCUCCCUGCUCUGUCGCCACCAAGCGAUCCUUGUGACCCUCCUCCUCCCUUGAGAAACCGGCUCCCAUGGGGGAGAGAGGAGCCCGGCCCCCCGCCAGCGCCGUCCCCUCCCCGACGGAGACUGUUCCCCUCCUGAGGCAGCCAGGAUUCAUCUGAAGGACACACAAAUAUCGGAUCAUAAUAGGAGGCGAGCUUGGAAAAGCAGCAACGCAGCAAACAGGAACCCACCCUACAGCAGCAGCAAGAAUCCACCCUCCUGCACAACUCAAUCCGUACACAUACACACAACACGCACUGAAUGCCGAUGUCUAGAGAUUAAAAAAGAGAGAGAGAAAAUCUUCACCCUCCCUUCCCUUUAUAUAGAAAGGAUUUGUCAGAAAGGCAUCCGCAUAGAACAUAUUAUAUGUGUAAUAUAGUACAAGGCAAAAGCAGCAGCACAGGUUGGGGGAAAAAUCUUUCCAUUCUUAGCAGCAAAGACUGUUAGAAUAGAACACAGAUAUAUAUUAGAAUAUAUAGAAUUUAUUAAAUUAUUCCAGAUUUAAAUAUAUUUUUGGAGCUGUGAAGGAGUGUCAUGAUAUCGUUUUUUCCAUUAACCCUUACAUGGACAGGUUGAGGCUGUUGAUAAGGCAAAAACAGAAUAGUUAACAAAAAGAAAACUCUUAAUUUUGUUCUCAAGAGCUUUGUUUCAUCCCAAUUUCGUUCUCGCGCAUUUCCUUUUAGGAAAGGAAACCUCUUAUUUUGUUAACCAAAGAUUUACUUUCUGUUCCUUCUGGCUAAAGGAAGGAAGCAAACACAGAUUGACCCAUGUCAAUAUUUUAAGAGAUCCCACUUGUAGGAAACCAGGAAUAACAUCCAAAUCAGAUAUUUGUGUGUGGAAAAGAAAAGGGGUAGAAGACCUGUAAACAAAGAUAUUUUCUAAGGAAGGAAGAAACAUUUUUUAAGGUUUGUUUUUUCUUUUCAGGCGGAAUUCAAAUCCUAAAUAUAAUAAAUGGGGGAUUACGGGUUUGGAGUGUUAGUACAAAACAACACCGGGAAUAAGUCAGCUUUUCCAGUCAGAUUUCAUCCUCAUCUGCAACCACCACACCAUCAUCAAAAUGCAACCCCCAGCCCUGCUGCUUUUAUAAAUAACACAGCUGCCAAUGGCAGUAGUGCUGGGUCAGCUUGGCUUUUUCCUGCUCCAGCUGCCCAUAACAUUCAGGAUGAGAUUCUGGGGUCAGAAAAAUCUAAAACUCAGCAACAGGAAAAGCAAGACUCCCUAGAAAAACAGCAGCUUUCCCCUAGUCAAAGCCAGGAAACAGGCAUGCUGCCUGAAUCCGAGAAAGCUAAAUCUGAAGAAAACCAGGGGGAUAACUCUUCCGAGAAUGGCAGUGGAAAAGAGAAAAUAAGAAUAGAGUCACCAGUGUUAACAGGAUUUGACUAUCAAGAAGCUACAGGGCUAGGUACUUCAAGCCAGCCCUUGACAUCUACUGCAUCUUCUCUGACUGGUUUCAGUAACUGGUCAGCAGCUAUAGCGCCUUCUUCUUCAACAAUAAUCAACGAAGAUGCAAGUUUCUUCCACCAGGGAGGGGUACCUCCUGCUUCAGCUAAUAAUGGUGCUCUGCUGUUUCAGAAUUUUCCACACCAUGUCAGUCCUGGCUUUGGAGGUAGCUUUUCCCCUCAGAUUGGACCCCUGUCUCAACACCACCCUCAUCACCCCCAUUUUCAGCAUCAUCACAAUCAGCAUCAACAACAGAGGAGGUCUCCUGCAAGCCCUCAUCCACCUCCAUUUACACAUAGAAAUGCUGCUUUUAAUCAACUGCCUCAUCUUGCUAAUAAUCUUAACAAACCACCUUCUCCAUGGAGCAGCUACCAAAGCCCAUCACCUACACCAUCUUCUUCAUGGAGUCCCGGUGGUGGUGGUGGAUAUGGUGGGUGGGGAGGGUCCCAAGGCCGAGACCACCGCAGGGGACUGAAUGGAGGAAUAACACCCCUGAACGCCAUCUCACCCCUAAAGAAGAAUUUCCCAAGUAAUCAUAUCCAGUUGCAGAAGUAUGCACGGCCCAGCUCUGCUUUUGCUCCAAAAUCUUGGAUGGAAGACAGUUUGAACAGAACUGACAAUAUCUUUCCUUUUCAGGACCGCACGAGAACUUUUGACAUGCAUUCACUGGAGAACUCACUAAUUGAUAUAAUGAGAGCUGAAAACGACUCACUGAAAGGUCAGUCUUCACUGUUCCCAAUGGAAGAUGGGUUUCUGGAUGAUGGGCGUGGGGAUCAAACCCUCCAUAGUGGCUUAGGAUCACCACACUGCUUCUCACACCAGAAUGGCGAACGAGUGGAACGAUACUCCCGCAAGGUGUUUGUAGGUGGCUUGCCACCUGAUAUUGAUGAAGAUGAGAUCACAGCUAGCUUUCGUCGCUUUGGCCCUUUGAUUGUGGAUUGGCCUCACAAGGCUGAAAGCAAGUCAUAUUUUCCUCCAAAAGGGUAUGCCUUCUUGCUGUUCCAAGAUGAAAGCUCUGUACAAGCUUUGAUUGAUGCAUGUAUUGAGGAGGAUGGAAAACUCUACUUGUGUGUUUCUAGCCCCACAAUUAAAGACAAACCGGUUCAGAUCCGGCCUUGGAAUCUUAGUGACAGUGACUUUGUGAUGGAUGGCUCACAGCCUCUAGAUCCACGGAAAACCAUUUUUGUAGGAGGAGUUCCCCGACCCUUACGAGCAGUGGAGCUUGCAAUGAUAAUGGACCGGCUUUAUGGAGGAGUUUGCUAUGCUGGAAUUGACACAGACCCUGAGUUGAAGUACCCCAAAGGAGCUGGGCGUGUUGCAUUUUCUAAUCAACAGAGUUAUAUAGCUGCUAUCAGUGCCCGCUUUGUUCAGCUGCAGCAUGGAGAAAUAGAUAAACGGGUGGAAGUUAAGCCAUAUGUCUUGGAUGAUCAGCUGUGUGAUGAAUGUCAGGGGGCCCGUUGUGGUGGAAAAUUUGCUCCAUUUUUCUGUGCUAACGUUACCUGUCUGCAGUAUUACUGUGAAUAUUGCUGGGCUGCUAUCCAUUCACGCGCUGGUAGGGAAUUCCACAAGCCCCUGGUGAAAGAGGGAGGAGAUCGCCCGAGACAUAUUUCAUUCCGCUGGAACUAAGCAAUUACUGCAGUGUGUUCAUAUGCAGGCCUCAAAAUAAGUGCACUCUUCUGUUAUCCUGAUUCCCUGGCCCUGCCCUCCUCUUCUCUCUUACUCAAGAUCGCAUGUCCUUCUGUUGUAGUCUGUAAUUUAACAAUAGCGUAAUGAAAGAAUGACCUAUAAUCAUAUAGGUAUUUUGUAGAAUCUUGUCUUUAAACUGUAUCGGGAACUCCUUUUCGUAUGGAUAACACAGUGCAUGGAAGCCAGGUUCUCUUACCUUUAUGUACCCAGAGGACACUGCUUUCUUGCUACCUUUUCUUAGAGGAGAGAGAACAAUAUUAAGAGAAGAGAAAUGAAACAAUAGAGUAUUUUGUUUUUUAAUUAAAUUAUUGCUAAUAACAAAAUCAAUAGAAUACUUUUAUUAAAGUAACCAUGAGAUAGGAACACUAUGAAUCUAUUCUGACACUUUGUCCACCCCUCCCUUCCCUGCCUUUCUCCCCUUCCCCACCCAAACCUCUGGGAAGCCUGUUUUCUUGCCGCCUGUGAUUUUUAUAGCAAUGGAAACAGCCGUUAACCUAGUAACAGGAAAGAGCAUGUUUAAAGCAACAAAAAUGCAUGAGCAAGGUUUAAAGCAGCAUUAAGUUAAUAUUUUUAUUUAAGGGUUCCAAAGCUAAAUUUUUAGCACAGUAUGUGUGUCUCACCGUGCCUCCGACUUCCCACCACAUUCAAACUUUUACUAGUUGAGUAGGCAAAGCUUAGAUCUGUGUUAUUCAUCCAAGCAAUCACAUUUUAAAUGUUCCCGAAUGUAAAU